GCAGGCUUGCUUCACCUUCCGGCACAGCCACAUUUGCUCACUUCCUUGAUUGUUAACUGGACUAGCUUGACAAGGCGCAAGCACGAAGGGUGGGAGAUCCACUGGAGGCAUAUUUCGUGUUUAGUUAAAAAGGCUUAGCAUAAUGUUUCCGAGAAGCGUGGAUCCUCUGCCAUUCAAGACGAAGAUAGGCUCCGCAAUAAUUGAUGAUUUGAGGAUUAUCAGAGUGGCACGGCCACUGACAGACUGGCCGUCCCAUAGGGUCAACAGCUCUCAUGCCAUGACGGAGUUAGUAUACUGCGACAAGUGAGAAUGUAAGAGCUUGAAUGAAAUGUAGCUCGUUGCAGUUGAGAUAGCAUGAAUGAAUGAACGUAUGUAUGCCCGUUGCCCUUGCCCUAUGCCCUAAUCUGAUGGCUGUCCCAAAACGGAAGCUCAACAACGGCAAAACAACUCUUAUUUUUUUCUUUUACUGCAUCUUCGUCUUGAGUGGAAAAAUCGGACAACAAGCACGGAAAGCAACAUACAGAAUGAGAGUCCAAGCUGCCAAACCAUCUGAGACGUGCCAUGACUUCAUCCCCCUGCUGUGUGGGGUGUUUCUGCCUGGGCUUUGCCAAUUUAGUGGGACUUGGGGGCCGAUAUCUGCUUUGUGGGGGGCCAUAUAAUCCUUGAAGAUAUUAUUCUCCAACUCUCAUGAUGAGGAUGGCUGAGUACCGUACGGAGUACAGUGCAGGAAGCAACGAUAAUGAAAAUGAGAAGAGUUGAAUAUGUGGACCCGUUCACGACCAGCUUAAUAUCAUGUCCACGGGUAUGGAUUCUCCUACGAUACGAUUUGAUGUUACCUUUUUCUUGUGAACUGCGCAUUAUUGAUCAAUUUAUUCUUAAUAUGUGGCGAAACCCGCAAGUUGGCAGAGGCCUCGUUUGCAGGAUAACUAGUUACUUACUAUCUUGCCUGUAGAACGGGAGCAUUUUCUGCUCUGUGAGCCCAACGAUAGGGCUCGCUAGAGCUUGACAAUUUUAGGCCCGAUUUGGCCGCCGCUUGGACAAUUUUAAGGCUUGAUUUCGACCGCUAAUGGAUUUUUCGAACUGUGGGUUCCGCCCUGAGGCCUAAGCUUAGAUUUCGACCCUGGACAGCGGGUGCGCGGGGAAAGUUACUAUAAUUCUCCUUGCUAUACUCCGUAUACUGCGUACUACUGCUGUACAUGUAUGUAUCUGCACUUCUACGAAAACCAAAUGCUAUGCUUCCUUGAUCAUCUCAAAAUUAAAUAUCGGUUUGAAAAUGUAGGUCGCUUGGAAGAAUUUUUUUCUCCCAAAAUGUCCAACUCCACUUAAGCAGCCAUAACUACAGCGCUGAAAUAGGGUCGAGGGGAGUGCGGCUCUAAUUGGCUACUGUCUCACGGCAGACUUCUGUCAAGCCUCAAGGUCAAUCGGCAGGCUGUCAUCUAAUCAGCCGCAGACUGCGCCGUGUCCGUCUCGGCAAAGAUACCUCUUCUGCAGUCCAUCCUCCCAGGGCGCUGUUGGUGGCUCUAACAGGCUCCGAUUACUAACUGCUCAAAAGUCCACCGUUUCCACCGUUUAUCCAAUGCUGGCUUUGGCACCCUCGAAUUUGCAGCAAUCCCCCCUCCUCCACCCGGCUCUGCGCAAUAACUUUUUUUUUUCUUUCUUUUUUUCUUUUUCUUUUUUUUUCUAAAAGUGAGGACAUCCACUUGAUCGCUCAUCGCCGCCCUUGAGCCAGGCGCCCGCGCAAUUGAUAUAGUCUAAAAGCCCAACAAGCUCCAUCCAUAUGUCCCUAGCUGCGGGGUUUCCAAUAGCGCACUCAUCAAACGUGCACCGCGAGGACGAACGGUCUAAUCCCGUAGUGAUCCCAAUAAUCGUCAACCUUUCCACCACCAGUUACACGGGAAGGUCAACUGUUUUGCGUGAAACCCCCCAAACUUCUCUAAAUGUAAAGGUGGCCACCAUCCGUGGACGUCUGUUUUUGCAUCUUGGCCGACUCAUAGUGUUGACUCGUAAACCACUGUGGCCGCGAUUGCAGGGUGCUGCUUCCGCGUGGGAUACGAGAUCACAAGAGAAUUUUCUCACGUUUCCUAUAGCUAGUGAUUUCCGUCCCUGCUGUUCACCUCAGUUUCGGUCAGGCACUGGCCGAUCUAAUUUUUUGAUCCAUUUUCCAGGCCACUAUUCUUUAUAAACUAUGUCGGCUGCAACCUCUUCUCCACGGCCUAUCGAAAACCAGUCUCCGAAUCUAUCGGCCUUCAAAGCUCAAAGCUACAGCGAUCCCUUUCUCCCGAACCCUUCCAACAGCGACGAGCAAUUACCACUAGGUUCUCAUGGUGAUUCAGCAACAGUAAAGCUUUCUGAAUUGGAAAAUCAACGCCCGAACGCAGAAUUGUCAGGGGAGAGCUUCAACAACCGCUCGUUCCCAGUCUCCCCAAACAAUCUCUACCUCCCAGGUGGCUCGAAGGGUGGUCCCACACACACCCGGCCAAAUACCAACCCCCAGAGCAACGCCCACUCUCCUACAUCCAACCAGGAUUUCUUAAGCCCCUCCGAUUACGCGGAAAACGGAUAUAGCGAUUUUAGUUCCUUCGGAUCCCCCGAGACUGACAACCCCUUCUUCUUGGAGCCAGAGUUUGGCAUCCAUCCCGAGCUAGAGCCUCUUACACUGCCCAUAUCAGAAGUACAAGAGCAUCACAUACCACAGGAGCCUACAGGGCUAAAUAAUGAGCAAAAUUUGGAAUCAACAACAUUAACGGCGUCGCAACUUCUGAGCCCGGGGCUUACAAAUACCCCCAGCCCACCAUCUGACGGCCAAAACAUACACCUUGCUAGUAUGUCUGGCGGAAGAGAUAAGGCGCACCGGCCGUCAAGAAUGGAUAUUCCUGCCCAUCGGUUUCAGCAAACACCAACUCUUACAACAACCAGCCCUUGCAGCGACACGCUUGAAGUUAAUAAUAAAUUUUCUCAUAGCGAUCAACCUACGAGCCCAAUCGUUAAAGUGUCGAGCUAUACCCGUGGCGAUUCGCCUGCUGGAAAUGAUGAGCUGAUGGAACGGAGACCAGACAGGAGGGGUCGACCUACGUUAUCAUCAUCUCACCUAGCCCCAACCGACAACAAACACGAGUACGAGUACGAUGACACUGACGGUAGCCACUACGUAGGCUCACACUACAGGUCUAUUUCAGUCCCCCCAUCAUCAUUACGUGCGGAAGAUGGGUCAUGGGUCGCCAACUCUUCCACAGGGGCAAGCGGACUCGACCCUGCUUCUCGAGGUGACAUCUAUGUCCCAAGCCCCAAAGAAAUGAUAGAACAGCGCAAACGAGAGCAAAAGAAUGCAGACGUAGAACAGUGGUUGUCUGUUAGCGAGGUUAGUAGCGAAGUUGAGGAUAAUGGUGCUACUGGUCGUAAGCCUCGCAGAAGAAACAAGCUGGUGACGCUUCGCCGCAGAGCAAAAAGUACUGGAGACCCGGUCGCGACCCAUCAGCAGUUCUUUGAUGAUUCCAAAAUUCCUGGGCCUGGUGUCCUAAUCGACGAGGACAGCGGGUUGGAAGAUAUAGAGGAUGACGAUGACUCGAAUGUUUCAAGCAAAUUGCCAGAGACACCCCCGGCAAAAGUGGACUUAGAUUCUCGAGACGAACCGCCCGGAGGAGGGUAUUUUCUUCCAGUCAUCAACGAUGAUGAAAAUCAAAAUACGGAGCCACUUCCCCGUCAAUUUAUCAGAGCUCGACUCUGGCAAGAUCCAUUUCGAAACCCUCACAUCGGCGAUACCAGACAUCAACCAACGAGCUCGAAUGCUGCAAUGGCGAGAUUUGGGCGUGCUGCUGAAAAUAUCGAAACUGCGUCCCGCGCUGCCACAUGGGGCACCACGCGGAGAAUGAGUGAAUCAGAUAUCCGUAGCUUGCAUGCAUCCGGCGGCUCCUUCAAUCCUUCAUUUGUCGAUAAAGAAAAGAAGCACACCAGACGAAAUAGUAUCUUCAAACAUACGAACAAGCUUUUACCUAAGAGGAGCAGCAGCAGUGCAAAACGCAAAUUAGCCGAAUCUGCCCAACAGCAAUCCAGCACCGAAUCCGUCGAUAAGCCUAAAAGUAAAGACUCGAGGGAAGGAGGGUUGGGCAGCUCAGUUUUACCACAGAGGAAGCCCAGUUUUACUCGUUCCCCAAGGUCCCCCUCGACAACUGGAGAUGCUGUUUGGGCUAUGACCGGACAGAUUGCUGCGGUUGGAGGUGGUGCGCCUGUCGGAGUACCGUCUCAUAGCACAUCGUCGAGCCCCUGGAAAAAUAAUUUCAUGAGACGCAGUCGCAGCAAAAGUGAUCUACCGAAAACUUCAAAAUCACCCGGAUCAGGUGGAUUGCUGGAGUUAAUGACAAGCUUUGGUGGUCCUCCCGUUCCCACCCUUGCUUCCCCGCUUCAAGACAAAGCCCUCACUCCAAGUCCUCUAUCGGGGAGAGGGCUAAAUGACGAUGAUGAGGAAGAGGAUGACGAAGAUGAGCAGAUGGGUGACAAGGGGGUUACCAUGGACUUCACUGUCAGAGCGGACCCCAUUGUGCCAACGCUCGAAGGCUUCAAAACCCAGAUUCAGCAGCUCAACCCGAGACUUAAGGAGCUGGCAUUGAUAGAGCGAUUCGCCCAAGAGCAGUUACGUCGAUAUAAAAGGCUCAUUGACCUUAAAUUGCAACAUGUUCAAGCAGUGAACAUGCAAAAUUGCGCCUCAGAAAAACAUUGCUUUGAGCAGGGGGGUGAAGCCACAAUGCUCCCACCCAGAAUUAGCUCGAAAGAUCCAGACUCCACGUACGCGCAGUUCCAAGUAACCGCCUCAGCCGAUCCAGAUGAGGAUAUGAGCGGCUUUGGCGAAGGAACUGUAACUGCGGCGCUCUUCCCCCAUGGCGUUCCUCUGCCACCAGUUAAACGUCUUCCCGCUCAGUUUGAAUGUUCUCUCUGCUUUAAGGUAAAAGCGUUCCAGAAACCAUCUGACUGGACGAAACAUGUUCACGAAGACGUUAUGCCAUUUACAUGUACUUUCCCUGAAUGUACCGAGCCGAAAUCUUUCAAGAGAAAAGCCGAUUGGGUACGGCACGAGAGUGAGCGCCAUCGACAGCUGGAGUGGUGGACCUGCAACAUGCAGGACUGUUCGCAUAGAUGCCACCGGAAAGAUAAUUUCGUGCAACAUCUCGUUCGAGAGCACAAAAUGCCAGAACCGAAGGCUAAAUCCUCCAGAGGUCGUGGUAGUGGGAACAACAAAGGAGCAGCAAAGAAGACGGAUAACCAGCAAAGCUCGGCUCAUGAUCAGGGGGUUGACCAAGUGUGGAAGUUGGUUGAAGAAUGCCACCAUAUUAACCCCAAGAAACCACAGGACGAGGCAUGUCGAUUUUGUGGCAAUAUUUGUAACAGUUGGAAGAAGCUCUCCGUGCACCUGGCAAAGCACAUGGAGCAGAUCGCCAUGCCAGUCCUAAGUCUCGUCAAACAACGAACAAUAUGUGCAAAUACCCUUAUCAGCCCAAUCGAGAUAGGAAGCUACCCACCCCUCCCGAAAGCUGGUAGUGGCCAGUCACCAGUAAUGAGUCCGCUUCCAGGCACAACGCCCUACCGGAAUUCCUUCCAAUCAGAUCAAGCAAUCAACGCCAACCUUGGCCACUCAACCUUUGGCACUUCGACGGCACAAAAUGCGGAAAGUUAUACAACCACUCAGUCCUCUUCACUAGCUGACCAUCUUCAGAUGCAUGCUGUGCAAAAUGAGCUAACUGCUGUCUCACUGGGAAUGGGAGGGAGGUCAAUCUCAGCUGGUGGGCAGAGCUACAAUCUCUCACCUUAUUCACAGUCAGCUUCGCCAUCAAUUAGCGAGCAGCAGCGCGUGUAUCCAGUUACAACCAGAGCCAGCCAACAAUUCAACCCUCACCACGCUUCCGCUACAUACCCACCCCCGUAUAAUGCCGUGUCGCGGCGGCUAGAGUUACCCAUUUCGGACAUCGCCCAGUCUCCAGUAGGUGCGACGGCAUAUGACUUGACCGCCGCGGCGGCCGUCUCCAACACCACUGCAUAUGAUACUCAGCAACAAAUAUACACCUCGCCAGUUGAAAACGCCGGGUAUGUCUAUCAGCAAAGCCAAGGUGGGAUGGGCCCGUCAGUGGCUCUACACUACAAUGAUGUUACGGCCCCUGUGCAAUACCCAGUAGUUUCAGGACCCAAUGGCGGUCCCGCAGGUCAGGUAGAAAGCUAUGUCCAACACCGUGACGGCCCAUAUCAAUAUCAGAACCAGGGAUGAUCUGUGAGAUCUGCUUUCUUGUUUUGCUGGUCUUUAGUUUCUGGCAGGGACGGAUUGUGUCAUUGUUGAACUUUUCCGGUUUAUUUCUUCAAUUUUUUUAAUUUUGUUUUUGUGGCUUUGGCCUUUAUUUAUUUUUAUUUUUGCUCUCUCCGUUUUGUUCUGAUUCGGUUCUUAAGUCUGAUUUGUGGUCUUGUGGUUUAUGUCCUCCGCCCUUUGGUGUUCAGCUGCCCCAUGGAUGUUUUCUCGUGAUUAAAACCUCGCACAGCGAUUACCUCCCCAUCUCUAUCCAGCCCGUUAUGUUCUUUCUUCUUUAUUUCGUACCCCUUAACUGGCCAUUUAUGCUUGUAUUGUGUUUUAUUCUUUUCCUUCGGGUUUCCUAAACGUUAUUAUUAAGUUGGCUCCGUUUCGUUCAAUGAUUUGCUAUUAGCACGACCAUCUUCUCUAACCAUUAUUUCGCCGCUUGAUUUACGAUGCUUCCCCUAUUUUUGGUGAUAAUGUGCCCCAUUAUUUAUGAAAUUAGCGUAUCGACAGAUGUGCGAACACGAAUUUCCUAUUUCCUGGCUGUAAUAUCGGUGUGAAAAUCGUUUUGAACAGAGAACGACGUGUGUCUUAGAAUACUCAUUUAAUGGCUUCUUUCCCGUCCAUCUACCAGCUUGGGAUCUGCCGCUCCAAUGUAUGUAUCUAGAGGAGAUAAAAGGUAUUGGCACCGGAUACCAUUUCCU
Messenger RNA from Blastomyces gilchristii SLH14081, 6972 nucleotides. RefSeq names its product C2H2 finger domain-containing protein. The record is from RefSeq and is a predicted model, not a curated record. NCBI's taxonomy places the organism in Eukaryota, Fungi, Ascomycota, Eurotiomycetes, Onygenales, Ajellomycetaceae. Bases 2186 to 6250 code for a protein of 1354 amino acids. The transcript is spliced from 2 exons.